AUGGCGAAUUUACUAGCAACAAUGCGAGCUGCUUCUUUGAUCCUGCUCGUUGUCUCGGCGCAUGCGAGCGGUCUUCAACGGAUAACAUUGUCUCCUGGCAGAAAGGCCGCGGAGGAGAGGAUUGAUAGCCAGUCCUUGUUUCGCAAAUUAGGGUUUCGCAACGUGAAGCCAAGCGAGAGAAGGGCAUUGAUGGACCCGGAAAGGACUGUGCCGGAAGGACCCGACCAUCAACAUCACUAUGCACCUCCAACAUCUUCCUAGAAUGGAUCGAAGAUCCUCUAUUUCCAUAUCAUGUCUUUAAUGGUGUCUCAACAACUUCAGCUGUUAAUGUGCUGAA
Messenger RNA from Rhodamnia argentea, 337 nucleotides. RefSeq lists its product as uncharacterized. Lineage: Eukaryota; Viridiplantae; Streptophyta; Magnoliopsida; Myrtales; Myrtaceae. The transcript has a single exon. The record is from RefSeq and is a predicted model, not a curated record. The coding region runs from base 1 to 261 and encodes 86 amino acids.